Molecule: messenger RNA, 2086 nt
Organism: Zingiber officinale
Lineage: Eukaryota; Viridiplantae; Streptophyta; Magnoliopsida; Zingiberales; Zingiberaceae
Product: cytokinin dehydrogenase 4-like
Exons: 5
Coding region: 34-1749 (571 amino acids)
Biological process (GO): cytokinin metabolic process
Molecular function (GO): FAD binding; cytokinin dehydrogenase activity
Source: RefSeq, a predicted model, not a curated record
CACAAUGGAAUCUAAGUGAUCAGUCUUCUUACGAUGAUUACUGUCAAACAAUUAAUGGUAGACCAAUCCACCAACACUCUCGACGACUCUGCCUUUAUAUAUAUCUCCCUCGCUCGCUUCCCCUUCACUGCCAUAUUCUCUGCUCUACCUCUCUCGCUGAUCCAUUCCCCCCUCAUGACCAUGCAAAGCUGUUUCAUUCGACUCUUUGUCGUCGUCGUGGUACUCCUUGGCAGCGUUACCAUGCACGUCUCCGACCCUGUCUUACCCUCGCCGCCGCUCGAGGCCCUCCGCCUCGAAGGCAAAUUGAGCUUCGACGACGCGCACCUAGCCGCCAAGGACUUCGGGAACCGGUACCGGCUAUUGCCGGCGGCAGUGGUGCACCCGGCGUCCGUCUCCGACGUCGCGUCCACUGUACGGCACGUGUUCCGGCUGGGGCCGAGCUCGAAGCUGACGGUGGCGGCCCGCGGGCACGGGCAUUCUCUUCGGGGACAGGCGCAGGCCGACGGCGGGAUCGUGGUGCGAAUGGAGUCGCUCGGCGGCGGGACGCGGGUGUCGCAUCGCGGAGGGCAGCCUUACGCGGACGCCUCGGGAGGAGAGCUGUGGAUCAACGUGCUGGAGGAGUGUUUGAAGCAUGGGCUGGCGCCCAAGUCGUGGACCGACUACCUCCACCUCACUGUUGGAGGAACGCUAUCAAACGCCGGAAUCAGUGGCCAAGCUUUCCGGCACGGCCCCCAGAUCAGCAAUGUCAACCAACUCGAGAUCGUCACAGGCAAAGGAGAGGUGAUGAAUUGUUCCGAGGAACAGAAUGCUGAUCUCUUCCACGCUGCUCUCGGAGGUCUGGGUCAGUUCGGAAUCAUUACCAGAGCUCAGAUUGCACUGGAACCAGCUCCAGAGAUGGUGAGAUGGAUUAGAGUAUUGUACUCUGACUUCGCUAGCUUUACCGAGGACCAGGAAAUGCUGAUAUCGGCGAAGGAGACCUUCGACUACAUCGAAGGCUUCGUCAUCAUCAAUAGAACAGGACUUCUCAACAACUGGAGAUCAUCAUUCGACCCACAGGAUCCUGCCCGAGCAAGCCAAUUUGAUUCCGAUGGCAAAAUCUUAUUCUGCCUCGAAAUGACUAAAAACUUCAACCGACAUGAAGCAGAGAGCAUGAGCCAAGAAGUCGAACAUCUUUUGUCUAAGCUGAGAUACAUACAAUCCACGCUUUUCCAAUCGGAGGUCUCCUAUUUGGAGUUCUUGGAUAGAGUCCAUGUGUCGGAAGUGAAGCUGAGGUCCAAAGGUCUGUGGGAGAUCCCACAUCCGUGGCUCAACCUCUUCGUACCACGAACCAGAAUCAAAGAUUUUGCAGAGGGAGUCUUUGGCAAAAUUCUCACAGACAGCAACAAUGGCCCCAUUCUCCUGUACCCACUUAAUCGAUCGAAAUGGGAUAACAGAACAUCGGCAGUGAUACCGGACGAAGAGAUCUUCUACCUGGUGGCCUUGCUGUCCUCAGCGCCAUCCCACGGCAGCUUAGAGCGAGCACUGAAACAGAACAGUGAGAUCGUAGACUUCUGCAACAAGGCAGGAAUCAAAAUGAAACAGUACUUGCCCUACUAUACGACGCGGGAAGAGUGGAACGGGCACUACGGUGACAGGUGGAAGACGUUUGGCCAUAGAAAACGCACAUAUGAUCCCUUGGCUAUUCUCGCUCCUGGACAGAGAAUAUUUCGAAAACCACUGCAGCAAUCCUCCUCCUCCUCCUCGUUGUAGUUAGUGAGCUAAUUAAUCUUGUACAGGAAGCUAAUUAACCUUGCUACAAUGAUCGGAAUAUAUGUUGUUGAAGGAAGGAAAGAAAAGAGGUGGGAAAUUUUGCCGAUCGAGACAAAUUCACCGGUCAUCUAUUGAACAGUUCUAAAAGGUCUGGCAUCUUACCUUUCUGACAAAAGGGAGAAAAAAAGAAAGGGACUUACUGUUUUUAAUGGAGCAAUAUUAUCAUUGGGCUGCUAGCUAGCUAUUGAGCUUUUAAUUUAUGAAAUCAGAUGUAUUUAAUUUGCUUUCCAAAGUGAUGUGCAUAUAGAAUUCGACAUGUUUUUUUUUAACCAUUAAA